Cucurbita maxima (winter squash) is the source of this 636-nucleotide messenger RNA. Its product is annotated as E3 ubiquitin ligase BIG BROTHER-related-like. NCBI's taxonomy places the organism in Eukaryota, Viridiplantae, Streptophyta, Magnoliopsida, Cucurbitales, Cucurbitaceae. The coding region runs from base 1 to 636 and encodes 211 amino acids. The transcript has a single exon. The record is from RefSeq and is a predicted model, not a curated record.
AUGGAAGAGCAAGAGGAUAAGCAACUUCCUCAAAGGAUUUCCCGUGCUUAUGUGGAACAGGUGAACACGGAUUUUAUUAUGGCCUUGGCAAUGCAGCAGCAGGAGCAUGAGAGGAACUACACGAUGCUCGAGACCAUCGAAAGUGAUAGCGAAGAAGAUGAACGUUCAGAUUCCAACAGCAGCAAUGGUCUCGACCACACCAAUGACUCCUUGCAAAGCCAAGAACUUCAUUCCCCGUGGGGUUUUCUUGCAGACGAUGAGGAGGAGACUACGGAUGAUAAUGAAUAUAUGGACGAAGACGAAGAAGAAGAUAUCGAGGAGUUUGAUUUGGAUGAGCUAAGCUAUGAAGAGUUGAUUGCAUUAGGGGAGUUCAUUGGAGAAGAAAAGAGAGGGCUACCAAUGAACGAAAUACCUUCGUGCUUGCACUCGAGCAAGUUUCAAACCAUCGAAAACAAAAGCGGUAUAGAUCGGUGUGUGAUUUGCCAAGUUGAAUAUGAAGAUAGUGAAGAAUUGGCUGCCCUUCCUUGUGAGCAUCCUUACCAUUCAGAAUGUAUAAGCAAAUGGCUUCAAAUCAAAAGGGUUUGUCCAAUAUGUGGCACAGAAGUUUCAUCCUCCAAGUCUUCUAAAAAUGCUUAA